AGUCGCGCGCGAUCCGUCGAGCCGUAAACAUCAAGUUUUUUUUUUGCACGUUGCAAAAAAAAAGUGUAAGUGUAUCAAGCGCGUGCGCGAAUUAAAUUUUCAUUAAAUAUAAUAAUUAAAUUAUAAAAAAUAAAUAAAUUAGAUGUAAUAAAUGUCAAUUUAAAAAAAUAAUCAACUGCCUACAAGUGAAGCAAUCAAAUUUCUCUUUCAAAUUUAAAUCGUCAAAUCGUUUUCGCAAAGUUACUUUUCUGUUGAACUUGCUGAACUUUUUUUUAUUAUUUUUUGAUCAAUGAUUAUUUUGUGGUGAUAAUUUAGGUGUUUAUUGAAAUAAUUAUUAUCAAAUUAAUAAAAAAGGGAAUGCACGACAACACGGCCAUGGACGCGUGGAUUUACGAUGUGGUUUGUAUGAUGACUGAUAAUGUCCCAGAAAACAUAAUGCCAAAUAGCAGAACAAUGUCAAGUAUAAAACAAGAAGUUGAUAAUCCAAUGACACCAACAAGAAAUUAUCAUCAAGUUUGUUCACCAAGUACGACAAUUCAAGCAACAGAGGGACUAGUCAAAAUGGAUAUGCAAGAUUACAGUGGAGGUGGUGAAGGUGGUGGCAGUCCAAGUAGUCCAGAAAUGCAACACUGUUCAUCAACAACACAACCAAUUGGUACACUUGAGGGAGGUUUAAAAGAAGAAGAUUCAUCACCAAGACGUUUAUGUUUAGUGUGUGGUGAUUCAGCAAGUGGAUUUCAUUAUGGUGUUGCAUCGUGUGAAGCAUGUAAAGCAUUUUUCAAAAGAACAAUUCAAGGUAAUAUUGAAUACUCAUGUCCAGCAAAUAGUGAAUGUGAAAUAAAUAAAAGAAGAAGAAAAGCUUGUCAAGCAUGUCGUUUUCAAAAAUGUCUAAGACAAGGAAUGUUAAAAGAGGGUGUAAGGUUGGAUCGUGUUAGAGGAGGAAGACAAAAAUACAGACGAGCAACUGAUCCUUAUCUUCCAAUUAAAACAGUUACAUUAGAAGCCAACGUAGGAUUAUCAGGAUCAGAUGAAACGACAAACAAUAAAAUAAUAGAGGCACUCAUUGCGUGUGAACCAGACACACUAAAUGUUUUUAUACAAACAUCACAUGUAGUAGACGCUGAUCAACGAGUACUUGGACAAUUGUCAGAUCUUUAUGAUCGUGAACUCGUUGGAAUUAUUGGAUGGGCAAAACAAAUACCUGGAUUUAGUAGUCUUCCAUUAAAUGAUCAAAUGAGAUUAUUACAAAGUACAUGGGCUGAAAUAUUGACUUUCAGUCUUGCCUGGAGAAGUAUACCAAAUUCUGGACGAUUGAAAUUUGCUCAGGAUUUUACAUUAGAUGAACGAGUUGCACGUGAAUGUCACUGUACCGAGUUGUAUGCUUAUUGUAUUCAUAUAGUUGAAAGAAUUCAAAAAUUGGGUUUAACAAGAGAAGAAUUUUAUAUUCUUAAAGCAUUAAUAUUAACAAAUAGUGAUGUUAGAUUAGAUGAGCCACAAGCAUUAUAUCGUUUUCGUGAAACAAUACUUGGUUCAUUAUCUGAUUGUGUUGCUGCUGUAAGACCUGGACAAGCAAUGCGUGCAACACAAAAUAUGUUUUUAGUAUUACCAAGUUUACGACAAGCUGAUACAAUUGUACGUAAAUUUUGGUCAAGUGUUUAUAGAACUGGUAAAGUGCCCAUGAAUAAAUUAUUUGUUGAAAUGCUUGAAGCUGCUGGUUUUCGAUGAGACAACCAUCAAUCGAUUUUAACAUCGAUUUAAUGAAUAUUUAUGUGACAGAAAAUAAUUAUUGUUAGAAAAAAACACAAAAAAACAAACAAACAAAAUUAAACGUUACAGAUUGUGUGCUCCGAUUUUUAAAUUUAUAUUUUCUUUAGAUAAUAUUAGUAUAUCUAAUUAAUUUAUUAUCAUUUAUGAUUUUUUUUUCUUUAAAUUAAUUAUUAAUUUAAAUAAUACAUCAAUUAUCAUAGAUUUAUUCAAUGAAAUUAAUAUUUUUUUUUUUUUGGUUGUUAUUUAUUAUUAUUUUUUUCUGUUGAAUCAUUUGUGUUUGGGUACCCCAUUUACAGGUACAAAAAUACAAUACAAUAAUAGACGACCUCAAUAUCUUGUAGCCACUUGUGUCUCUUGAUAAUUUUUAAGUUUAUUUUUUGCCUCAAGGUGCAUUGAUUAAGAAAUAAAUAAAAUUUCGAUUAUGAAAAGAAACAAAAAAUAAUUUUAAAUUGUUAAUAUUUGUUUGAUGAAAAUAAAACAAAAAUAUAUAUUUUUUUAAAUCGGAGCACACAUAAUUUUGCACGAGUGUCAAUGUGCGUGUGGUUGAUAAUAUUAUUUUUAUUUUUUUCCAUCUGUAUCAAGUUGAUAGCAGACAUUUGAAAAGAAUGUUUUUUAAAAAAUAAAUUAUUACAAGUUACCGUUUGUUACCAUUAAAAUGACGAAAUAAAAAUAUAGACAAAUCAAAUUGUCACAAUAGUUAAGAAAAAAUAUAAAUAAACAAAUGAAUAAUUGAAAAAAAAAUAACAAUAAUUUUAAAACAUAAUUAUUGAUAUUAAAAAAUACAAAAAAAAAAUUAAGAAAAUGAUAAAUUUUUACGAAUUCGUACUGUUGUUUAUUUGGCCUGGCUGCCAAAUGACAACAAUUAAAAUUAAAUAACCACAUUAUCCAGUAGUAAAAAAGGGAAAUAAUGAAAAAAAAUUUUUACCAAUUGUUACGUAAAUAAUCACAAUAAAUUUUUAUGUGAAUAACACGUGCCAUUGAGGAACGUACAAGAGUUUAUUCAGGGAAACUUAUUAUUUUCUAGUUAUUAUUGUUAUUAAUAAUUAAAAAAUUAAUAGUUAAUAAAGUUUAAGAUAAAGCGAUAAAUUAUUGGGCCACGUGGACAAAAUUUCAAUUGAUAAAAAAAGCAAAAAAAAAUUAAUUUAUGAUAUAUAUAUAUUUAAAUGAAAAUUUUUAAAAAGUGGAGAAAAUUAUAGCAGUGCAAUAUAUUAUUAAAUUUUUUUUUUUUUGUACAUGCUGUUUAUAUUAUUUUAACACGUUUUUCAUUUGACAAUUAUUUGGAUUAUUAUAAAUUAAAAAUCAAAAUAUUUAAAAAUAUUGUUAUUUAAAUUGUUCAAUAUUUUUCAAUAAUAAUUGUUUUUGAUGUAAUAGACAUGAUCAAGUGUUUAGUAUGUAAAAUUAUUAAUAAUAACAUGGCUGUUUAGCCACGACGAAUUUCAUUGCAAUAAGACAUUUAUUAUAAAUAUUAUUAUUUUUUGUCAUUUAUCAAUUUUUGUACUUUGAUUUUUUUUUUUUUUUUUUUAAUAUUCUUUAGUGUUUUUGAAAUACUAGAGUGUUACUUUGACAAGAAAAGAAAAUAUUCAAUAAUUGUCUUGAUUUUUAGAAUGUUUAAUUCUAUUUUCUUUUUUUUUUUUUUUUAGCUUUAAAUUCAUUGGAGUUGAAAAUAAGGUGUUGAUACAUCAAACUGUGAUACAAAUCAAUUUUUUUUUUUCUUUAUUUUUGCCUCACACAACUAAUAAACUGUAAAAUUUAUGCGAAAUAAUAAAUGUUUUUUUCUUUUUGAAAUUUUCUAAUUUUUUGUGGAAAAUUUUUUGGGUUUAUGAUGUAUUUAGAAAAUAAAUAAAUGAAUAAAUUCGUCGUGGUAAUAGAAUUUUAGUCUCAGGGUUACAACGAACAAACAAAUGGAAAUAAAAUUUAAAAUAAAAAACAAUUGAAUAUUUAAUACAAACGAUGAAAAACAAAAAGAAAAAAUUUAAUUGGAGCGUUAUAAACUUGUAUACUGUAAUUUUAACAACUUGCAUUAUGAAAAGAAAUAAAUUUGCAAUUAUCUAAAUUGUGUUAACAUAAAAUAUAGGCAUUAUUAUAUAAAUAGUUGUAUUAAAAUAAUAGCCACCAUGUAUUUUACUACUUUUGGCACUUGUACAUAAACUAUCAUGGAAAAUAACAAAAAAAUAAUAAUAAAAUAUAAACAAUAAUAUAUAAAUUGAAUAAAAGUCAAUGUAAAAAAAUAAAAAAAAAAUAGAUAUUUUCAAUAAAUUACAUAAUAAAUAAACCAAAACUUUUAUGAAAAGUUCAGCUUGCUCAGGAUGCAUGGAAAGUUGAUGCUAACAAAACAAAAAAUAUUAUUGUGAUUAACUAAUUAAAUAAAACCAUAUUGUUAAUAUGAAAAAAAAAGCAAAAAUCAUAAAAUAUUAAUUGUUUUUUUUUUUUAAAUAUUACUUUCACUAUAAUCUAUUGAAAAUAUUUUUUUAAAAAACCACAACAAGCCUCAUUAAAUCACGUGAAUAAAAAACUAGAUAA
Messenger RNA from Aphidius gifuensis, 4287 nucleotides. It is a transcript of the gene Err, whose product is annotated as steroid hormone receptor ERR2-like. Bases 358 to 1725 code for a protein of 455 amino acids. Gene Ontology annotation, molecular function: zinc ion binding; nuclear steroid receptor activity; sequence-specific DNA binding. Lineage: Eukaryota; Metazoa; Arthropoda; Insecta; Hymenoptera; Braconidae. Gene Ontology annotation, cellular component: nucleus. The transcript has 9 exons. The record is from RefSeq and is a predicted model, not a curated record. Gene Ontology annotation, biological process: regulation of DNA-templated transcription.